CGCAUUUUUUCAAAAUUUUAUUAAUUGAAAUUGAAAAAGAAAAAUAUUGUGUUGAUGUACUUAUAAUUAGAGCUAUUAGACAUUUAUUUAAAGGAAUUCUAUCUAAAGGAAAAAAUCCUAAGGAUUGUGGGAAGGAAAAAUUGAAUGAAUUUGGAGACGAUUGGAAGAUCCAGCUUGAAUUUAUUGAAUGGUAUUUGGGUAUAGAUUUGGAUGAAUUUAUGGAAGCAGUUGGAAUUGGAUAUAUUAAAAAUAUUAAAAGUUGUCACAAUCACCAUUUAACUGGGAAAUAUAAGCAAAUUAAAUCAAAUAAAAUUAUUUCAAAUACCAUAAUAGAGCCAACAUUUGAACACAAAUUUAAUAAAGUUUGUGAAAAAGAAUCGGAUAAGCAAAAUAUAAGAAUUUAUAAAGAUUUUUUGGUCAGCUUUGAUAGAAAAAGAAAAAUACCAAAAUGGACAUUAGAGUUACUUGAUCCUCUAAUUAUCAAUAAAAUACAAAGAGGUGGUCGUUGUCUUAGAUGGGAUAUAGAUCCAAAAUAUAAAGUAGAAUUUCAACCAACAUUUCAUGAUUAUGAUGAUGGAAAGCGACACGAGUUGGAACAUGGACAUAAUGUUCCGGCUUAUAAUCACCCAACAAAUGUUAAACAAACAUUUUACUAUACAAAUUCGGCUCCUCAGAAUGGGCAUAUUAACGGAGGACAUUGGCGGAUUAUUGAAGAAUAUAUCUUGUAGGAGAUUUAAUUUAUUUAUUGUAGGUAUCCCGUCAGCUAUUUUAAAUAGCAAACACAUCAAAUUUAAAAAUUUAU
Meloidogyne enterolobii is the source of this 802-nucleotide messenger RNA. NCBI's taxonomy places the organism in Eukaryota, Metazoa, Nematoda, Chromadorea, Rhabditida, Meloidogynidae. The record is from the annotation of a GenBank genome assembly.